GCAUCAUACCGUGCUCUAUCGUUUCUCGCGUCCUCCUCGUCUCCUCCACCGUCCGCUCCCUAGAUCUCGAUCCAGCCAAAAUGAUGGGCUCGGAGACGCCGGAGGGGCUUCCGACCGCCGGUGCCGGAGCCAGAGCCGGAGUCGGAGACGGCACGGGAGGAGAUGGAGACCCUUGCUCUUGCUGACGAUGAUCCCUCUCCACUGUCCCCGCCAACGCCGACCCUCUACUCUCGCCUCUCGUCUCCCUCCUACUCCCCUUCGUCCGCGUUCCUUGAUCCCCCAUCCUACGCCGAUGUCGUCUUCGCGCCAUUCGACUCGCAGAAUGGCGCCGCGUCCUCCGUUGGAUCCCCGUCGCUCUCCCGUGAACCCUCCUCGCGUUCGGAACGCCGGUCUCCGGCUGAGUACUCGAAGAUCACCGUUUCUGACCCCCAGAAGGAGCAGGAACCCACCGCUAACUCCCUUGUCCCCGGCGCUGGCUCCUUCGUUACCUACCUCAUUACUUCCCGCUUGCUUGACCCGCCGGUUUCCGAGCCGAUUGAGAUCAGCGUGCGACGACGGUUCCGGGAUGUGGUUACACUGUCGGACCGUCUGGCGGAGGCGUUUCGAGGGUUUUUCAUCCCGCCCCGGCCUGAUAAGAAUGUCGUCGAGAGCCAGGUUAUGCAGAAGCAGGAGUUUUUAGAGCAGCGCCGAUCAGCGCUUGAGAAGUACUUAUGGAGGCUCGCGAGCCAUCCGGUGAUCGGGAGGAGUGAUGAGCUCAGAGCAUUUCUGAGGGUGCAGGGGAGGAUGCCGCUGUCUCCAAGCACGGACGUCGCGUCGCGGAUGUUGGAUGGGGCGGUGAGGUUGCCGAAGCAGCUUUUUGGGGAGCCCGGUGGAAGUUUUGUGGCGCCGCAGGAGGUGGUGCAGCCGGCGAAAGGGGGCAGGGAUUUGUUGAGGAUUUUCAAGGAGUUGAGGCAGUCGGUGACGAAUGAUUGGGCUGGGGUGAAGCCAUUGGUGGUGGAGGAGGACAAGGAGUUUUUGGAGAGGAAGGAGAAGGUGCAGGAUCUGGAGCAGCAGCUUAGUGCUGCAUCUCAGCAGGCUGAAGCACUUGUUAAAGCUCAGCAGGAUAUUGGUGAAACUAUGGGAGAGUUAGGACUCGCAUUUAUUAAACUUACAAAAUUUGAAACUGAAGAAGCAAUUUAUGAUUCUCAAAGAAUUCGAGCUGCUGAUGCUAAAUGUGUGGCAACUGCUGCUGUUAAAGCAAGUAGAUUGUAUCGAGAAUUAAAUGCACAGACGGUCAAACAUCUGGAUACUCUGCAUGAAUAUCUUGGGUUAAUGCUAGCUGUUCACGGUGCUUUCUCAGAUCGCGCCAGUGCGUUGUUGACAAUACAGACCCUUAUGUCAGAUUUAACUUCCCUGCAUGCAAGAACAGAAAAACUUGAAGCUGCAUCCUCAAAAAUCUUUGGAGGUGACAGGGCAAGAAUCCGUAAAGUAGAGGAACUGAAAGAAACAAUAAGGGUCAAUGAAGAUGCGAAAAGUUGUGCUUUGAGAGAGUAUGAGAGGAUCAAGGAAAACAAUAAGACUGAACUUGAGAGGCUAGACAAAGAGAUGCAUGAAGAUUUUCUCGGAAUGUUGAAAGGCUUUGUGAUAAAUCAGGUGGGAUAUUCGGAGAAGAUAUCCAGUGUAUGGGAAAAAGUAGCAGACGAAACAAGCAGAUAUGCCAGAGACAGCACUUCACUGUAGUAAAUGUAGAUUUGAGUUUGAUAGUCUUCUACGUGCAUGUACAUUAACUUGUAGUAGAAAAAUGGCCCCCAAAAAUAAUCAGGUUUUGAUUGUGCUUAUCAUCAGCUCAUACCCCCUGUUGCUGUUUUUAUACAGUUACUGAAUGUUUGUUUAUUUAAAGCUAGGCCCUGUUUUCAUUGUUGAUGUGGUAUGAGUAAUGAGUUGCACGCUGAGGAAUGAUAAUUUUGAUGAUGGUUAUAAUGGUUGUCA
Molecule: messenger RNA, 1968 nt
Organism: Dioscorea cayenensis subsp. rotundata (Guinea yam)
Lineage: Eukaryota; Viridiplantae; Streptophyta; Magnoliopsida; Dioscoreales; Dioscoreaceae
Product: sorting nexin 2A-like
Molecular function (GO): phosphatidylinositol binding
Source: RefSeq, a predicted model, not a curated record